GGGGAGUCAAGCACCGAGUGUUGAGGUGAGGCAGAGCUCAUCAUUCCGUAGGCUCGUUAAGCUGCACAGCUCCUCGGAUUCUACUGAGACCAACCCCCUCUGUGAGAGCUCCGUCAAACGCUCCUGUGCUGGACCGCAGUGUCUCUGUGCUGCUUCAGCCUCUGUGACGCGGAUGCAACAAGACCCUGCUAAGGGGCUGCACCGAAAACUUUAUCAUUUGAGGUUUGGAAUAAAGUGCCAACAAUAUGCCUAAACAAGUGGAGGUGAGGAUGCACGAGAGUCACCUGGAGCCCAUCGAGGCUCGGCCUCAGUCCAAAUGUGCCAGACUGUGCUCCAAGUUGUUCAAGAACCUUCUGCUCACUCUCACCGUCCUUGGUGUGAUCUUGGGAGCGGUGGCAGGGAUGUUGCUUCGUGUUGCCUCCCCAAUUCACCCGGACAUUGUCAUGGUGAUCGCCUUUCCUGGAGAUAUCCUCAUGAGGAUGUUGAAGAUGUUGAUUCUGCCUCUUAUCAUCUCCAGUUUAAUCACAGGUCUAGCAGGUUUGGAUGCAAAAUCCAGUGGGCGUCUGGGCACCAGGGCGAUGGUCUACUACAUGUCCACCACUAUCAUUGCCGCCGUCUUGGGAGUCAUCCUGGUGUUAGUCAUCCACCCUGGCAAUCCCAAACUGAAGGAGAACCUGGGAGAGGGCGAGAAAAACGACGACGUGUCCAGCUUGGAUGCCUUCUUUGAUUUGAUCAGGAACCUGUUCCCAGAGAAUCUGGUGCAGGCUUGCUUUCAACAGAUCCAAACGGUGACAAAGAAGGUGGAAGUGGUUGUUGAGGAGAAUGUCAACGCCACCUCCAUGGAGGGCUUGUUGGCAAAUAUUACCAAGGAGCCUCAGUUCGUCGUCAAAAAGUCCCUGCAGUUCAAGAGUGGCAUGAAUGUUCUGGGUUUGAUUGGUUUCUUUAUUGCUUUUGGCAUCUGUAUGGGCAAGAUGGGCGAAAGGGCCAGACUGAUGAUUGAGUUUUUCAACAUCCUCAAUGAGAUCGUGAUGAAACUUGUCAUCCUGAUCAUGUGGUAUUCCCCCUUUGGUAUUGCCUGCCUGAUCUGUGGUAAGAUCAUCUCCAUCAAAGACUUGGAGGUGGUGGGCAGACAACUGGGCAUGUACAUGGUCACUGUGAUCGUUGGCCUCCUCAUCCAUGGAGUUAUCUUCCUGCCCAGCAUCUAUUUCGCCAUUGUCAGGAAGAAUCCUUUCAAAUUCUUCUUGGGUAUCUUCCAGGCCUGGAUCACUGCCCUGGGAACUGCCUCCAGUGCCGGCACACUGCCUGUCACUUUCCGCUGUCUGGAGGAGAAUUUGGGAAUUGACAAAAGAGUCACUCGUUUCGUUCUUCCGGUCGGUGCCACCAUCAACAUGGACGGAACUGCUUUGUACGAGGCCGUGGCUGCCAUCUUUAUUGCCCAGAUGAAUGGUAUCCACCUGGACCCUGGUCAGAUUGUCACUGUCAGUCUCACAGCUACACUCGCCAGUGUUGGAGCUGCCAGUAUUCCCAGUGCCGGACUGGUGACCAUGCUCUUGAUCCUGACUGCUGUGGGGCUGCCAACCCAGGACAUCAGUCUGCUGGUUGCUGUUGACUGGCUGCUGGACCGGUUCAGGACCUCUGUGAAUGUGGUUGGAGACUCGUACGGUGCAGGCAUCGUGUACCACAUGUCCAAGGCGGAGCUUGACGAGCUGGACGCGCAGGCGGCUAAAUCGGACGACAUCGAAAUGAUGACGAAGACCCAGUCUUAUUACGACGACAUGAAGAACCACCACGAAAACAAUUCCAACCAGUGCGUCUUAACGCCUACCGCAAAUGCUAACCCUUCUGUUGUAGUAGAUGAAUGCAAGGUAACCUCGGCCACAAACGGCUCUGCAGCGGAGUGCACGCUUGUUGAGGAGGAACCAUGGAAACAUGAAUAAUGGCAGCAAAGUCAUCCCCCUGCCCCUGGGCUCCUCAAGCUUUCCUAUAUGGUGAAAAAUAGGAGUGAAUGGAAGAAAAAAAAAACGUCACGUGAACAGACCUACUAAUUGUUUAUUAUGUAGUCUAGUUUUCAUUUUUAUUAGUCCCUUUAAGAUGUUUUUGUAACUGUUUCUCUGACUUAUAUAUCUACAGUAUAUCACUAAUUCACUUAACCGUGAAAUGAUAACAGCACAAUUAUGUCCUUAAUAGCAGACUCUUGCACAACACACUUCAAGACUGAGGGAGGGAAGAAAGGAAAAGAACAAAACAAACCUUAUUAUACACUACUGCUAGCAAUAGAUUCCACUUCUGCUUUUCUACCAAGCACAAACCUCAAAGCAUCUCAGAGGAAUGGGGAUUUAAUGGAGGUUGUCAUGGCGACCGCUUCCUUCCUUUUCUUCCUUUUUUUAGUACCAUCACAAGCACACCUGGCAACAUCCUCACUCUUGUUCUCGGAAUGCACCUGGCUACAUUUCACCUAACAUUACCCAGAAUUCCUGGGGAAGCCACAAAAUUGAGUCAUGCUGAGCCUCACAUGAGAAUAUUCACGGUGGAACAUUUAAGCACAAUGUGUUCUUGUUUCGUUUACUUUACUCUCGAAAAAGGGACAUUUUUCUCCUGUAUUCGACUUCUAUGUGUGUCGGUGUGUGACUGUGUGUGAACGUGUGUGUGUGUGUGUGUGUGUGUGUGUGUGUGUGUGUGUGUGUGUGUGUGUGUGUGUGUGUGUGUAUUCGGAGAGAGUUGGUAACACGAACAAGUGAGUUACUGGGACCAAACAGGCAGGUAAAAUAGACUCAUAAAGUCUCCAAACUGCCACAUUUACACAAAUACAAUCAGUUUUUCCUACAAAGUCUCACUAUUUACAAGAAAGCUUUUCACUGCCCACAAUGAUGUAACGUCAAGAGAAAUGACACUAAUCAAACUGACAGGUGUAAAUCCAUUUUGGCACAAUUGACUUGGCACAAAAAUAUGAUGCACUUAUUUGCGCAGGGCCCCCACGAUCCACGAGGGCCCUGUUUUUCAUGAAAAAGGCCUAUCUAAAGUCGCAAUCAGUAUAAGACAGGGCGCUUCAUAUGAAAUGUUACUUGAAACGUAUUCCUAUAGCCUCUUCCUGCUCUGUCAUUGAAAAUAAUAUUAUGUCAAAUUUAACAGUUGUCUUCUGUGGCGCAUAGUCUUAGUACUGUCAGGAUUGUGCAACGUUAUGCUAAAUGUGUUGGUUGUGCUAACAAUUUAUCUGCCAUGAAUUUGUACACAAAUUAAAUUCCAGUUUGAUUUAAAAAAAUAAAAAAUAAAAAAAGGAUAAAAAAAUGGUUUGACAUCAAUGAAAAAGUGUGAACAAAAUACAAUUAAUGUAUCAUUUGGGCCCCAGUUUAGCCUGUCAAGAAUUGUCACUGGUAACUGAUGCAUGCCUUUAUGUUUACUCCUUGGCAAGGAAUUAAUGUUCACAACAGACCUAACUUGUACAUCCUCAGCACAACAUUAUGAAUAUUUGAUGAAAAAAAUAUAUGACUUUUGGUACACACCUGAACAAAAAAGAGCAAAUGUUUACAACAUCCGGGGGGUGGACUCGUGUGCAUCACCUAAAGGUUACUUUAAGUUCUGAUGGGACCCAGAUAAGAGUAUAAAGUUAGCACCAUUUGGCUGCCGGGUGGUAUUUUUAACAAGCACAAACACAGACGGAUUACGGAUAUUUAUACUCAGCUUUUGGAAGAGUCUCGUUUCGCCACGUGUACAAAGGCAAACAUUGCCUAUUUUCAGCCGCCAGAGCUCAAGACUGUUUCUACAAACCCUAGAUGCUGCAGCUGUGCGCCCAUGUCCAAGAAUCCACUCAUAGCCGAACAAGGAACGCAUUCACUUGACAAUAACAAUAAAAUAAAUAAUUAUAAUAAUAAUAAAACAUACUCCUUUAGUACAAACUACGUCGCAAAUGGACCAGUCCGUAUGAGUGAUUUCUGUGUCUUCGUAUCCUUGUCUCUUCACUUGUGUUUGACGACGACUUGGCCUUGACGAUGUUUGCGUGGACGAGAAUAGAACAUAAACGUGGAGUGCAGCUCUCAAAGUGAGCACUCAGUCCUCGUAACUAAGUGACACACACGCGGUCAUUGAUUGAAGGUUGCCGAAGAGCACGGUCCUGGCCAUCAGGACCAUGGACAGCAUCAGGAUGAGAGUUCAAACUCACUAUUUUUAAAAAGCAUGAGUAAAAUGAAACAAAACUCUUUUUUUUUUUUUUUGCACCACUAUCUUAAAAAGCAUGAUAUUUGAAGUGCCUCCUUGCACUUUUGUGUAUAUAUUGUAGUCAACAGUAUUUUGUUGUUAUUUGAUUUCAUCUCUUUGUCCCUUCUGGGGAUUGUUGAAAUGGUAUAUAGAAUAUAGUUACAUUUUAAAUGUAAUCCUCUAGGAAAAAUGUAUCAUCUACUGUAUGUCCCAAGUAGAAUUAGCUUAGACAAACUGCAGGAAAUUGUGUAUUAAAUUGCUUGUUUGUUCUUUUUUUGUAUUCUCUAAUAAUGGUUAACUAGCUGCUUUACUUCUCUGUCACUCAACAAUAUACAGUAUAAAUAUCUUC
Molecule: messenger RNA, 4540 nt
Organism: Entelurus aequoreus (snake pipefish)
Lineage: Eukaryota; Metazoa; Chordata; Actinopteri; Syngnathiformes; Syngnathidae
Gene: slc1a2b
Product: solute carrier family 1 member 2b
Exons: 11
Coding region: 246-1937 (563 amino acids)
Biological process (GO): L-glutamate transmembrane transport
Cellular component (GO): plasma membrane
Molecular function (GO): L-glutamate transmembrane transporter activity; neutral L-amino acid transmembrane transporter activity; glutamate:sodium symporter activity
Source: RefSeq, a predicted model, not a curated record